CCGCGUUUGGACAGAUACUCGGCCAUCAUGUGAUCCAAACCUUGCCUGAGGUUCUGGUCUACUCGCACAGAAGCUAAUAAUAUUCUUUUGCGCGGGGAGGAAGCGCAAACGCUGCGUGGAAAAAGGUGAGAUUGUUAUGUAAUGGCUGCUUCAGUUUUGCAUUGGGUUACAGAGUGCAGAUAAGUAAGGGGGGAUGAUGAAAGGCUUAGUCAAGUUAUUGAGAGUGUGAAUGGUAUCGUUCAAAGCAUGAUGGGCCAGGGGGAUCCCUCGAUUCCACGCACAGGGCUUUGCCACACUGCCUGCACCGCACGUUAGUCUCGUGUCUCUCUCCUCUGAUGUUCCAGCAAAAGAAACAUUUUCCACGGUUGCCCUUGAUGGGAAAAUGUGGCCCUGUGAUGGGUGUGCUGCUCGCUGUCCUGGCUCUCUUUCGUGGUGGACAUCUGCUGUGGAUACUGGCCUCUUUCACCGAAGUUGGGACAGCAUACCGCUGACGUGAGUUGUAGGACCCAAUGAGUCCAUUGGCUAGCGCAAUUCGAAAGUGUUUGAUGUUCUGCUGACGCACGCUCACAUCUGUCAGGGGCUGGUAGUUUUUCCAGAGGAUAAAGGCAUUGACAACUGCACAAUCGAAGGCGAACCAGAAGAGGUAUCGAUAGAACUUUCUGGACUUGCACCUGACAUGGUAGUAGUUGCGGAGUUGGUCUGCAUGGUCAACUCCCCCCAUGUAUUUAUUGUAGGCAACUACAUUUCUUGGGCAGGACACUGUGGUCGCUGUUGGUGGACAUUGCGUACACCAACCUCCGGUCCCUCCAGACGGUUGCCACCAGAUUACCCCUCUGACGAGCAAUGCUUUCUCCUCUCUCCAGAUCUCCUGAAGGGAAUGCAAGAGGUCUUCAAACAACUUAACUGACGAGAAGUAGUUGUCGAAGUAGAUGUGAUAGUGACCUCCUGCGAGUGGCUGCACCAGUGUACACGGCGAAGUCGUGCAGGUACCUCUGAAUUUCCAGAAACCGUUUCCGAGAUAUCCUAGAGGCAAUGGCAAAGUUGUGGAGAACAUCUGAGGUAGACCAGUAAUCGUACAGGUCUGGCAGCUUCGUGAUUCCCAUCAGGA
This is a messenger RNA of Geodia barretti, 1108 nucleotides long. NCBI's taxonomy places the organism in Eukaryota, Metazoa, Porifera, Demospongiae, Tetractinellida, Geodiidae. The record is from the annotation of a GenBank genome assembly.